Molecule: messenger RNA, 6339 nt
Organism: Histoplasma mississippiense
Lineage: Eukaryota; Fungi; Ascomycota; Eurotiomycetes; Onygenales; Ajellomycetaceae
Exons: 10
Coding region: 1-6339 (2112 amino acids)
Molecular function (GO): protein binding
Source: RefSeq, a predicted model, not a curated record
AUGGAAGGCGUCAAAUACGAUGGACAGGAUAUCGAGCAGAUGUGGAGGGAAGCGUUGGUUGAAUUCCAUAAGCUCAGUGGCCACGAUCCUCAGAAGUUUUCCGAACUCAGCAUCGGCGACGUGAUCGGAAAGAUCAACCAGCAGAAGGAGCUCGACGACAAGAAAGCUGCAAAACAUGGCAAGGCAAAGGAAGUUCUGAAUAAGACCCUAACCUGCAUUCAGACACUAGGAAGUCUUGUAGCCCAAGGCGCGUCGAUGGUGUUCGGUCCGUCCGAUCUCUGUUUUAAUGCCGUUUCGUAUCUUAUUACUGUUGCCCAGAAUUACAGCAAGAUCUUUAGUGGAAUUGCCGAACUCUUUGAACGCAUCUCUCACUUCCUCGAGCGUUUCGAAGUCUACGUGAGGUCAAAGUCCUUGGGUGUCGAACUGGAUAUUCACCUAAGAAAAAUAAUUCACGAACUUCUCCGGAGUUUCAUGCGGAUCUGUGCUUUAUCGAUAAAGAUUUCGAGGGAAAAUAAAUUAUUGCUAGCCUUGGAGGUCUUCAGCUUCGGAAGCGACAAGGGCGUCCAGGCAGAGCUCGAUGUUCUCGAGGCGCUUGUGAAACGUGAAACCGGAAUGGGCGUUGCCUUGACACUAGAAUCCGCGAAAAUUACAGAGGGAAAUGUCACCACUGGAUUUGCAGAAACAAAAGGAUCGUUGCAAAGCCUGAAUAGUAAGGUUGAUGGUGUGACUGGUCAACUUAGCCGGGUUUCGAAUUAUCUGGAGCAGCGGGAGUUUACAGAGAGAAUGAACGAAACCGACGGAGCGUCUACGCGGAAUAGUGAGAAAAUUAAACACGCGCUCAAGAUCGAGAAAGAGGUUUGGCGUAACGAUCAGGAAGAGUUUAUGAGAACUCGAGUUCCAUCAACUGGACAGUGGUUGCUUAAUGAUUCCCAAUUCAUUGCAUGGAUCGGGGGAAAAAGCGACAAAGGUCCAAUUCUUGCUUUGGAAGCCAAACAGGGCUAUGGCAAAAGUUUUCUUUGCUCCAUGGUCAUUCGCCAUCUGUUUCACCUGCAUCCUCCUGCACAUCAGGACUCUCGAACUUCAAUUGCUUAUUACUUCUUCCAAAAGGAAAAUAAGGACGAGAAGUCAGUUAACAAAGCAUUACGGGCUAUAGUAUGGCAGCUUACUGACAAUGACGUGGUUUACCGAAAGUGGGUUGCUGCUGCUUGUAAUAAACCAGAAGAAUUCGGAAAUUCUUUAGAAUUAUGGAAGCAAUUAGUUUUUCAAUUCUCAACAAAAACUGAAGCUACAUUUUUUAUUGUCCUUGAUGGCAUCGAUGAAGCUGAAAUGAGCUCCGGCCAUCCGCUUAUAGAAAUUAUUCGAGAUAUCUCAUUAAUAUUUCGAGAGAAACGGCCACUGAGUAUCCGAUUGCUGUUGACCGGUAGACCAAGAGCCUUCAUGGAAAUUCGGAAUGACCCAAAAAUAGCGUUGUCGUCUAUUACCUUGGGAAUUAGAAACGAGGAUGAUAUUGUCAAAUAUAUCGAUGCCCGAAUGGAUCACAUGGAAAUUCUAAAAAGAUCAAACCACCCGGAUAUUCAAGAACUGAGAAGUUGCAUUCGGGUCAAGCUUACAGGCGGCGUUGGAGGUGACUUUUUCAAGUUAAAUUUCAUGCUCACCGAGAUUAGUAAGAAGAGAAGACGAAAAGAAAUUGAAGAAGUCUUGGAGCAUGCCGAUGAAGACCGACUGGACACAAUCGCUCGUGAAAUUGAUCGACUGAACAAGACACUUGGUGAAGAGGACAUCCAGGAACUUAACGACCUCCUAGGGUUUGUUAUUACCUCCAUCAAGGCCCCAACCCUCGAAUUACUCGAGGCUGUUCUUCUUGUCAAGAACGGCGAAGGUUCACUUGUGCCCCUACGAGAGCAGAUACAAGACAAAUAUUCUGCUUUCCUGGAGAUUGCGUCAGAUGGCACGGUUUCGAUCACGUCGGAUGCUAUCAUUGACUUUUUCCGUAAUGAAACAUUUGCUGCAAAGGAACUCACACCAGGGCGGCGUGGUGCCGCCCUCCAUGAAGCCGAGGUUGCAAUUAUUACGCGAUUCUUGCGGAAUGUUUGCGAUGAGGAAUUGUUCAACAAAUUUGGAUUCGAAGAAUUCUUUAAACGCAAGUUGAGUAACAAGUCGGCUUGUAUAAAUGUCAAUUUUGACCGCGCCAAAGUUGAUAUUGUCACUUACUGUCUCGACGCCAUUUGUGGUGAACCCAGCGACCAGACGGCCUGUCUGGUGAAUUAUGCUUCCUAUUUCCUUGUAUAUCACCUUGAUGAUGUUGAUCUAGAUCUAAUAGCCCCCGAACCAAAAAGCUAUAUCGGGUCUCGUCUUAUCAAACUUUUUUCCGACGAAGAGUGCAUCAAUGCAUGGUGGACACCAGAACGAAUGUGGAUGUAUGAAAUGUGGACCUAUGAAGAUGCUAAUAUUAUGACCACAAUGAAAUGGUUUAAGGACUCUGCUGUUGUUAAAGGCCUUUCGGAAGCGGAAAAAGAAUGGCUUAAUGGCUUAACGUCGAAUUCAAAGCCGGAUGAUGAUCUCCUUAGACCAACAGCGAAAAUAAUGGCAAAGCGUUGGUUAAGGUACUUAAACUGGGGUCUGGCAAAAUCGGUCUUGUGGCUUUUAGGCUACGUCAAUAAAAUAAAAUCUAGGAUUGACGGUUCAGAACGCACGGCUCGGACUCCGUACCCGACCGAGGAACAGAUUUUGGAGUUGGAAAGUUGGGCAGAGUCUGAGUUAAAUGUCACAGAAAAAGACAAGUAUUGGAAACUGCAAAUGGCAUUCACGUUCGUUGAUUUCAGAUUGGGCAAAAAAGCUGUUGAGCUCAGCCUGUCUUCUUGUGAGGAUGAACCUGACAGCUGGGAACCUCAAUUCUGUCUUGCUAGGGCAUAUGCCCAAAUCAACGAGCCUAAAAAAGCGCUGCAAGUAUUGUCUUCAGUAAUUGAGGCGUUCCGAGAGGACCAAACCCUUCUGGAAGAGAGAAGAGAUUUUUUCUGCACGGAAGUGCUCCGCUCACAGGGGCAAUGGAGUUGCUGCGUUAACGAAUACGAUGCCUCGAUGGCUGCUUUUGCAGAAAUAAGCAACUACCAACCUGACAACUAUUGGAGUGUUUGCAGCAUGAUUGACACAAUGUAUAAAGAGGAGAAAUAUUCGGAUAUUAUAGCUCUCCUCAAGAAUAUGCAACACCAGACGAAUCCUGAGGGACUGAACCGUCUAGUCGCCAUGGUGCAUGAAUUUGCUCACGAUCAUGUGUACCACCAAAAUGUUAUCGAUGCCGGCAAACAUUCAAAUCAGUGGGGAGUACUGAAGGAAAUAUACCGACUUUCCAUAGAUGCAGCCAAAAAUUACCCAAACAAGAGAAUUCUAAUCUUCAUCCGUCGUUGGUAUGGUAUCGCAUUGUAUAAGUUCCCCGAGUCAGAUGACGAUCGCAAAGAGGCGAUCUCUGUCUGGGAAGAAAAUGUCGGACUAGCCUCAACUUCAAAGGAAGAUUUUUUGGGCACUCUCGACAGUCCAACCAUCGAUUAUCUAGCAUCUAUCUAUCUUGAAAGGGCUAAGGAUGAAGCCUUUGAUGGGCCUCUCGCCGAACACUACAUUGCCCAGCUCCUACGCCUUUGUGAACUGCUGCCAGAGAAAUGCCACACAAACUUUGGACGGCUUAUUCUAGCAAGGUUGUAUUUCUUGAUGGGAAAGCGAGAUAAUGCUUUAGAGGCUGUCAAAUGGUUCGUGAAAUUCGGCCUCGAUCUUCUUUCUGAUGAAGACCUUGCCAACGAUUCGGACGGAUAUUACGUACUAGCAACCUCCCUCCACUUUGUCGAUGAUGUCAAUUCGUUAGCUGCGUGGUCAUUAUUGUGCCCUCUAGUGGAAGAAACCGAGGACCAGGGUCAACAAACAGCAAUUCGAGGUCAGGCUGAUGAGAUACCUGAACAGGAUGCAGCAGACGAAAUCAACCCUCAUUCAGGUCCCGAAGAGCACACCCCAUUGGAUGUUCGUAGUGGAAUGGCGGAUAAUAAUAUCAUUUCAGCUGGGGAAGAUGAAGGAUGUGAAGAAACAGAUACCAGGGAACCACAUUAUUUGGGGGAGGAACCUGGUAUUCUCUCCGAUGCUGAAAAUAACAACCAAUUGUCCGCAUCCGAUGAAGAUUCGAUGUCUCGAGUGCCGUCUCCAUCUCCCUCCUUCGAAUCCCGCGUAGGAACGCUGUACAUCAGAUGUGAUGGUAACCGCUACUGCGACCGAACCUGGACCUUUGCUAAUGACAUAUAUGUGUGUAAGGAUUGUUUGAAAGUGCACUUAUGCAAAUAUUGCUUUGACAAGUUGCAGGCGGGUACCUUGCGAGAUAUCUGUUCCAGGAGAUCAGUAGUUUGCGAGAAAUCGCACGAGUUCUUGCAUGUGCCAAGAUGGAAUGAUGAGGAAGCCAGUAGGAUACCUAACGGACAUGUGAAAGUAGGUGAGAAUGUUAUUACCAUUACAGACUGGGUGAAUAAUAUGCGAAGCCAAUACGGGCUCACCGUGGGAGAAGGAAGUGAUGCGCAGAUUGGUUUCACAGCAUCCAACUGGCUGCGGGCUCGGUCAGCUGCACUAAACCUCUCUUUUUUAUGCCUGGCAUCAAAAACCAUACUUUCUCAUGCGAGCCAUCCGUAUGAUCAAACUAUUUUUCUAUCUCCCCUCGGCUUUCCGCCUCGAGGGGGGUCUAUUCUCGUCGCAACGGCGUCAGAUCUAGAAUCAGGUGUAACCACGCCCUUGCUCAAAGAUGAUAACCUAACGGGUUUCAACGACGAUGUCGAUGGUGGCAAUAACGAUCGCGCUCAGAUAAUCAACACGAAGCGGUCGCGGAGAAGGAAUAGACAUGAUGAGACGGCUACCUCUACCUCGUCUGCGUCAAGAGACGUUGCCUCCAAGCAGUUGGACUCGGAGGAUGGUAAUUCUAUCAAGUAUCGGACUUGCAGCUGGCAAAAGGUAAAGCCUCUUUGGAUUAAAGAUGUCUAUGAGCUGUCCAGGGUCGAGGACUUCAGCGUUGCUCUUCUCAGAAUACAUCUGCCUAGCCGUCAUGUCAUUCCCAUACUCUUAUUCCGUUCUCGGUCUUGUACCUGGUUUGGUUUUGACGAUUUUGGUGGCUGCGAAGGCGCAAUAUUCAAAGUAAUAACUGUUAGCACCAUAACCAGGGAAUUUUGUCUCCGUCAUCCCGAAGUUGGAGACGUUUGUGAUAUUGGGCAGCACCUCUUUUACGAUUCCCAGCUUGCAUGGUACCUUACGGCGGCAAUGUUUUUGCUCAAUAAUACUUUCAUUCAGGGAUUGCAUUGCUUGGUGGGCGCGAAAUAUCUCAAUGUGAUGACCAACCACGGCGCUUGUACCAUAAUAUUCGUAGCAAUAACCACCAUCAUUUCAUUCAUUUGUUCUCUUCCUAGAACUUUCAACACCCUAUCAAAACUCGCGAGUCUAUCUGCGUUCUUUACAUUCAUUUCGGUAGCGCUAGCAACGAUUUUUGCUGCUAUCCAACCACAUCCGGCGCGGUUUACUCCGGACCCGGACAGUGGGGAAGGGGCCGGGGGAGGGGAGCCUGUUGUACUCCUUUGGCCGGCUGCAGGGACGACCUUCAUUGCCGCUAUGGGAGCGUUCUUGAACAUCAUCUAUACGUUCAUUGGCCAGGUCACUCUCCCCAGCUUCAUCGCAGAGAUGAAGAACCCCAAGGAGUUCAACAAGUCUCUAUAUGUUGUUACCAUCGCAGAGGUAAUCGUAUUCAGCAUCGUUGGCUCCGUCAUCUACGCGUACACUGGAAAUCAAUACAUGACAUCACCAGCGUUCGACUCACUGAGCAACAGCGUCCAUAAAAAGAUCUCGUUCUCGUUUAUGGUUCCAACAUUGAUUUUCCUCGGCGUGCUGUAUGCUUCUAUUUCUGCCAGGUUCAUAUUUUUCCGUUUGUUCGACGGAACCCAUCACAAGGGGAAUCACACGGUUGUUGGGUGGCUGUCUUGGGGAGCUAUUCUGGCGGCAACCUGGGCCGUCGCUUUCAUGAUUGCUGAGAUUAUUCCAUUUUUCUCUGACCUGCUUUCCAUCAUGAGCUCGCUUUUCGAUUCUUUUUUCGGCUUUGUAUUCUGGGGCAUUGCGUAUAUACGCAUGCGGGGAGUGGAUUAUGGUUCAGACUUCUACCGAAAGCGUGGGUGGCGUGGGUGGCUAGGAAUCAUUCUCAACCUCGCUAUCAUUGGGAUGGGGUUCUACUUUCUAGGUCCUGGAACUUACGCUUCUGUUGAAAGCGUCCUUCUUAAAUACCAAGAAGGGAAUUUUGGAAAGGUAGGUAUCCCCAAACAAAUCAAAAACGUGUAA